Messenger RNA from Enhydra lutris kenyoni (northern sea otter), 828 nucleotides. RefSeq names its product GTPase, IMAP family member 6. Lineage: Eukaryota; Metazoa; Chordata; Mammalia; Carnivora; Mustelidae. Gene Ontology annotation, molecular function: GTP binding. Gene Ontology annotation, cellular component: cytosol. The record is from RefSeq and is a predicted model, not a curated record.
AUGGCAGGCAGCAGGGAAGCCUGUGGCCGCUCAGGAGAGCGAGAGGAAGACGAUGCCGAUGCCUUCAGGAGGCCGGGGCGGGUGAGGGGGGGGCGUCCGCGGAGUCCGCGGUCUCUGAGGCUGCUCCAGGUGGGGAAAACGGGCAGCGGGAAAAGCGUCACCGGAAACAGCGUCCUGGGCAGGAGAGAGUUCCAGUCUAAGCUCAGCAGGGCCUGGGGAUCCUUAUUCCAGCGCAGCGUCCGCGGCUGGGCAGGGAGGGAGCUCGAGGGAGUCGACACACCCGACGUCCUGUUCCCACUGGCCGGGCCGGAGGCGGCGGUGCGGGCCAUCUGCGAGGUGGUGGCCUUCUGGGCACCCGGACCGCACCCGGUGCUGCUGGUGACGCAGCUGGGCUGCUUCGCCAAGGAGGACCGGCGGGUCGUGCGGCGCCUGCAGCAGGAGGCCUUCGGGGUGGGCGUCCUGGCGCAAUCGGUGCUGGUGUUCACGCGUGUGGUGGCCCUGGAGUGCGGCUCGCUGGAGGAGAACGUGCGGACAACCAGCACCUGCCCCAGCUGGACGCGGUGGCGCGAGGCGCAGCUGCAAGAGCUGCUGCAGGUGGUCGAUGGCGUUCUGUGGGAAAACGAGGGCCACCCCUACAGCCCCCCGGCCUACCGGUACUCCCAGCAGCGCAGCCUGCUUGGGGCUGCGCGGGACACGCAGAUUCACCCAGGGCAGGGUUCCGAGGGGGCGCACCCCCCCGCCCAGGAGUCCCUGCUGGAGGGACUGUGCCAAUUGCAGAAGGAAUUCGAGAAGGUUCACAGACAUCUGCUCAGCAGGGAGCCCAUUUGA